Messenger RNA from Phasianus colchicus (ring-necked pheasant), 2590 nucleotides. It is a transcript of the gene OLFM4, whose product is annotated as olfactomedin 4. NCBI's taxonomy places the organism in Eukaryota, Metazoa, Chordata, Aves, Galliformes, Phasianidae. Gene Ontology annotation, biological process: signal transduction. The record is from RefSeq and is a predicted model, not a curated record.
AUGAAGAACACGCAGGUGGCUCUGCUGCUCCUUGUGUGUGUGCAGGGCACAAUCACACAGGCAACCACGAUGGCAGCUACAGAAGUGACUCCUCCUGUCAGCACACUUCAAUAUCUGACUCAGCUUAAUGAGAAGACUACCAGCCAGCACACCUCCCCAAAGCUCUUUGCCAACGUGACUGGCUCUCUGGAUGACCAUGGAAGUUGUCAGUGCUCUGUGUACUUGACGGAUACCACCUUUCCUGUGCAGAAGGCUGAGCAAUUGCAAAUGAUAGCCACAACGCUCUUGCAGAAAUUUGAGGCAGAGCUUUCUCAAGUUAAAGAGUAUUCAAAAAGGAUUGAACUAUAUCAACAGCAAAUUCUUAAUAUAACCAUCAGAGUGGAGCAUAUGGAACAGAGCAGCAUAUCUUACACAGAACUGGACUUCCAGUUACUGAAAGUGGAAAUCAGUGACCUAGAAAGGCUGGUCACUCAGCUGAAAUCCAGUGUUGUUGGGAGCAAUGUCAUCAUCGAUCAAAUAUAUUUGGAGAUCACAAAUCUAACUAUAUUGGUAAAUGAACUAGAAUCAAUGGACAAAAACAAUAUCCUUGCAAUACGUCGACAAGUUGCAUUUCUUCAGAAUCAAUUGAGAGAGUGCGAAGAGAGCAAAAACAAAACUACAGCACCUCCUUAUUUCCCACCAGGUAGCUGCAUUCACCGUGGACUGCUGAAUGUUAGCCAGCCCUAUGUUGUAAAACUGAACUGGAAAGGAUUUUCCUACAAAUAUGGUUCCUGGGGUAGAGAUUAUUCUCCUUCCAACCCCGAGAAAGAAACCUAUUGGGUUGUACCACUGGACACGGGUGGGAGAUAUUUUGAAUAUUUUAGAAUUUAUGGUUCCUUUGAUGAUUUGCUGCUGUUUAAACCAAAGUAUGAAAGAAGACUAACCUAUGGGGAAGGAAGUGGUGUUGCUCUUUACAAUAAUUUUUUCUACUACCAUGUUUAUUCUUCAUCAGAUAUAGCCAAAUAUGAUAUAAAUACAAACACUGUGGUUUUGCGUAAGGCCCUUCCCUCUGCUGCUGUUAGUAACCGUUUCUCAUACGCGGGUGUAUCGUGGCAAGACAUAGAUUUUGCUGUGGAUGAAAGUGGGCUGUGGGUAAUAUAUUCAACAGAAAAUAGCAUGGGCAACAUUGUGAUUAGCAAACUCAAUGAGACCACACUUGAUGUGCUAAAUACUUGGCAGACAAGACAGUACAAGCCAUCUGUUUCCAAUGCUUUCAUGUUAUGUGGCAUUCUGUAUGCCACAAGAACACUGAGCACUAGGAAAGAGGAAAUCUUCUACAUGUAUGACACAAGUACUGGCGAAGAAGGUCGUGUGAGUAUCAUCAUGGAUAAAAAAUUAGACAGAAUCCAGAGUCUUUCUUAUAACCCCACAGAUCAGAGACUAUAUGUUUACAAUGAUGGUUACCUUCUAAGAUAUGAUAUGACCUUUCAGCCUUAGUAUCUCAGUGACACAAGUAUUACGUGUAAUGGCAGCAGUGAAAUAAGAGAUCUGAUAUGCCUUUGACAAUGCUAUCAACACUACAGGUUUUGUCUAGUCUGAGGUACUGUGUUUCUGGGUGUUACAUAUAUUGCUUUGAUUACUCUCGUUUAAAGAAUUGACCACCCUGAUCAGUUGUAUUAGUGGCAUCAUGCUUGGCAGUACUGGGCUUUGAUUGGUGUUUAUUGGUGCUUGGUGCUUUGCAAUUGUCCUGCCUCUGAGGGCAGAUAUACAGUGUAGAUUUAGUGCAUUUUGGUCAUGGAAAUUGAUGGGCAUAGGAUAUUUGCUGAAGAAGCUGGGCUCAAGGCUUCAGGAGAGGGAGUAGAGAUACACUUUGCUGUUCAAAGCCAUACUGUGGGUAAGGAAGAGAAGGCACUGGGACUGAGACAGUGCAGAGCUCACCGUCCAUGACAGAGCUGAUGCAGUGGGGCAGCUGCCAUGCCUGUGGCUGCCUCCCAUCACCUCAGCUCCCUCCCAAGCUGCCAGAGCACCAAGCAGGCUUCCUGGAGGGACUGUAGGGCCAAAAUUGCAGCACUGCUUUUGCUGUCCUCUCUUCCCCAUUUGUUGCCCUUAGCAACUCCUUGUGCAGAAGUCUGGGCUUGGGGAUGAUCUUACUGCAGUCUAGCCAUGUUUUGUGGUCACUGUGGCUCCACUUUCCUGGCAGUGCAAGAAACACACUUUUCCUUUCCUUUAUGCCCUUGUAAGCUGUUUCAAAUCCUUCUGUUGACUUUAUUGGCCACAGCCCAAUUAUAUAUAUAUAUCAUGCAUUGCCAUGGAAUGACAGGAGUGUUAUUUAAUGUGCCUCUCUUCAGCAGUUUUGCCAUUCUGCAAUUGGAUUUCUGAGAGCCUUGUUACUGUAAGAUCCAAUUCAUUCCCUGUGUAAUUCUGUCUUACAGCAAAGCACUGGUCUUGUGGAAAACAGAAGUCUGGUCAAACUAGUUGGAUAUGUGUUUGUUAUAUGUGGCUGGUGUGUAAUGGUUUUUGAAUGUGUGUACUGUAUCAAUGUCUUACCUUCAUCAUGUCAGAAAACAAGGUGAAAUACUGAAAUUCAGAAGUCUAUGAUGAAGAAAGCAGU